Molecule: messenger RNA, 1302 nt
Organism: Aureobasidium namibiae CBS 147.97
Lineage: Eukaryota; Fungi; Ascomycota; Dothideomycetes; Dothideales; Saccotheciaceae
Product: Annexin
Exons: 1
Coding region: 1-1302 (433 amino acids)
Cellular component (GO): cytoplasm
Molecular function (GO): calcium-dependent phospholipid binding; calcium ion binding
Source: RefSeq, a predicted model, not a curated record
AUGAGUUACGGUUAUCCCCAGCAAGGCUACGGCCAGCAGUAUCCCCCUCAAGGACAGCCUCCAUUCCAACAACAGCAACCUUACCAACAACAGCAAGGCUAUGGCGCCCCUCCUGGUCCUCCUCCCGGCCACUCACCAUACCCGCAGCAGCACGGUGGGUAUGGUGCACCCCCUGGCCCUCCUCCAGGCCACCAUCCAUCACAAUCAUUCGGCGCUCCUCCUCCAGGACCCCCGCCAGGACAAUAUGGCGCUCCUCAGUUUGGUGCCCCGCCAGGGCCACCUCCCGGUCAAUACGGUCAGCCACAGGCGCAAUACGGUAGCGGUCCUCCCGCUCCACCCUCGAUGGGCUACGUUCCUGGUCAAGUAGCCCCAAUGGACAUGUCUCGUCAAGCCGAUGAUUUGCGCAAAGCCAUGAAGGGCUUCGGAACCGACGAGAAGGCACUCAUCGCGAUACUCGCACCUAUGGACCCCCUCCAGGCUGCUGGUGUACGUCAAGCGUUCGCGCAGCGUCAUCGUCGCGACCUGAUUAAGGACAUUGAAUCCGAGACAUCAGGCUACUUCCGCGAUGGCCUCGUGGCCAUGGUACGCGGGCCGCUCGAGCAAGACGUUGUGAACGCAAACAAGGCCAUCAAAGGGUUCGGCACCAAGGAGUCUAUCCUCAACGACGUGCUAUUAGGGCGCAGCAACGCCGACUUGAAUGCUAUCAAAGCACACUACCACCACGUCUACCACAAAUCUCUUGAGUCUGACGUCAAGGGUGACCUAUCUAUGAAGACCGAGCGUCUCUUCGACAUGGUUCUAGCAGCACGCCGCAACGAAGAGUCGUCUCCUGUCAUCCCUCAGCAAAUCGAAGCUGAUGUCAGCGAACUCUAUCGUGCCACCGAGGGCAGCAAGAUCGGUUGUGAUCAAGUUGCUGUCUGUGCGGUCCUCACCCAGCGUAGCGAUGGUCAGCUCCGUGCCAUCUCCCAAGCGUACCGACAAAAGUACCACCGCGAGCUCGCAGAGGUUUUGAAGAAGAACUUCAGUGGCCACAUGGAAGAUGCGCUGUUGUACAUUCUAUUCAAUGCUGAGGAUCGCGCCAAGCACGACGCUCAACUUCUCGAGGCUGCCAUGGCAGGCAUGGGUACGAAAGAUGACCUUCUCGUAAACAGGAUUGUCAGAAUUCACUGGGACAAACACCGCAUGUCGCAAGCUCGAGGCGCCUACAGACACUUCUUCCAGCGUGACUUGGCCGAUCGCAUACGUGGAGAAACAAGAGGCGAUUACGAGAAGUUAAUGGUAGCAAUUGUGCAAAGCGCCUAG